Messenger RNA from Gymnodraco acuticeps, 2717 nucleotides. RefSeq names its product ANKH inorganic pyrophosphate transport regulator a (gene ankha). Gene Ontology annotation, molecular function: phosphate transmembrane transporter activity. Gene Ontology annotation, cellular component: membrane. Gene Ontology annotation, biological process: phosphate ion transmembrane transport. The record is from RefSeq and is a predicted model, not a curated record. Bases 478 to 1971 code for a protein of 497 amino acids. The transcript has 12 exons. NCBI's taxonomy places the organism in Eukaryota, Metazoa, Chordata, Actinopteri, Perciformes, Bathydraconidae.
CUGAUGAUGUCACGGCCGGGAUGCCUGGCCCACGUGCGGGCAUCAGUGUGUUCCAGCCUCGGGGACAACAACAAGGACUGCGUAGCACAGGCGCAGUCAGAUGCGGAGCGAGUCAAAUAAUCCAACGAGUGUCGGAUUAUCGCCUGUAUCCAAACCUCUACCAGCCGAUAGCGUGGGACGCUUCCUCUCUCAAAUUCGGCGCUGUUUUCAUCUCACCUUGCUUCUCCCACCCCCUUGAUGAUGAUUUGCCAGGAAGAUGCGCCUGUCUGAAAUGUUCGUUGACCUUCGCCUCCGCUCAGCAGCAUCGAAGCAUUGUGAAGCGCUGCCACAGGAGCGCCCCGGCUCCCGCCGCUGCCCCUAACCUCCCUGCAUCGCAACAGAUACCCGUGCUGUGACUCUUCUAGCCGCUCAUCUUUCAUUUUUUUAUCAACCAAGACCGAGGCAGAUGCCCCUCGCUCUGUCAUCCCGGAUUUUACUAUGGUGGAGUUUCCAUCUCUCAGUCCUUACUGGCCUCUCAUCCGCUUUCUGGUGCCUUUGGCUAUCACCAAUGUUGCCAUCGACCUCGGAGAGCAGGCCCUCAACAGGGGCAUAGCCACCGUCAAAGAGGAUGCCAUUGAAAUGCUGGCCAGCUACGGCUUGGCCUAUUCCCUGAUGAAGUUCUUCACUGGACCCAUGAGCGACUUCAAGAAUGUGGGUUUGGUGUUUGUCAACAGCAAGAGGGACCGGAGGAAGGCUGUGUUCUGCAUGGUGACGGCCGGGGUCAUCGCGUUCGUCCUGCACAUCUUGAUAGCUUACACAGAUUUAGGAUACUAUAUCAUUAAUAAGCUCCACCAUGUGGAUGACUCUGUGGGCAACAAGACAAGAAAGGCUUUCCUUUACCUGGCAGCGUUCCCUCUGCUGGAUGCAAUGGCGUGGAUCCACGCAGGGAUUCUUCUCAAGCACAAGUACAGCGUUAUAGUGGGCUCAGCCUCCAUCUCUGAUGUUGUGGCUCAGAUUGUGUUCGUGGCCAUUCUCCUCCACAGUAACCUGGAAUGUGUGGAGCCUCUACUCAUCCCCAUCCUCUCCCUGUACAUGGGUGCCUUGGUCCGUUUCACCAUUGUGGGUCUGGGUUACUACUGUAACAUCCACGACAACAUCCCAGAAUCCAGUGGAAUGGAUGUGGGCGGCGAUGCCACUAUCAAAAAGAUGCUGAGUUUCUGGUGGCCUCUGGCCCUCAUCCUGGCCACUCAGCGUAUCAGCCGACCCAUCGUCAACCUCUUUGUGUCCCGCGACCUCAAGGGGACCUCUGAAUCCACAGAGGCUGUGGCUGUCCUCACGGCCACAUACCCAGUGGGUCACAUGCCCUACGGCUGGUUAACCGAACUCAGAGCAGUGUACCCUGCCUUUGACAAGAACAAUCCCAGCAAUAAGCUGGACGCUGGCUCCCCUGUCACCAAGUCGCACAUUAAGAAGUUUACCUCCUGCUGUCUGGCUAUAUCAUUGACGCUUUGCUUUGUGGUGUUUUGGACUCCUGGUUUAUCAGAGAAGAUCCUGAUUGAUGUCAUUGGAGUGGAUAAAUCUUUUGCUGAUCUGUGUGUGGUCCCGCUCCGAAUUUUCUCCUUUUUUCCCGUGCCAGUGACUGUUCGGGCUCAUUUGACUGGAUGGCUCAUGACCCUGAAAAAGACCUUUGUGCUGGCCCCCAGCUCAGUUCUCCGCAUCAUUGUCCUCAUCACCAGUCUGGUUGUGCUGCCUUAUAUGGGGGUCCAUGGGGCCACACUCGGGGUUGGAUCCCUCCUGGCCGGCUUCAUAGGAGAGUCGACAAUGGUUGCCAUAGCAGCGUGCUAUGUUUAUCGACAACAGAAAAACAGUGAGAUGUCCAAUGAUCUGGUGGUGGAGGGCGAGGACUCCGCCCCUAUGAGCGAGGUGUGCUCCAGGACUCAGAUGGACGCCAUUGAGGAGCUCCAGGAGGAAGAGGAGGAGGAACAGGAGUGAACUGCGACUGCAGGGGAAAGUAAAGCAGACCUCCAUGUGGAAUUUUGCUGAAGAGGAGACUUUCCAGUGUUACUGUAUGGUUUGGUUUCAGAGGUUCUCCCGACAGACUUUGAAGAAGGGUGACAAAGUCUUCUUCGCGUCGACCUGCACACCAUUAAACGCACACUGUAAAGAAAGCCAUGCACCUCAAAGUGAUCAUUAAUCAGUUUAAAUACCGUUACGUCUACCCCCCUUUUUUCCUCCGUUCUCAUAGUUUUGCAUCAUCACAUCAGGCGGUGUAUUCACCACUUGUGUUUACUGGUAAACAAGGGAAAACGACACAGGAGAACUGUUCCUCCUCAGCAACAAGAAUGAAACGUCUGAUGAGUGGUAGUGGAGUUGCCAAAAAUACUGAGUUCAUUAUAUCAAGAUUAAGCGACAAGAGCGUUGCUUGAAAUCAAAUAGACAUAUUGUGGGACUUGUUGGGUUGUGCAAUCGUAUUUUACAUACACCGGUGUACAGAUUAUUGUUGUUUUAUAUAGGUAAUGCAAUGUGUAUAUUUAAAUGCCCUGAGGGGUCAGGAAUCCCUCCUUAUAUCAUUGCGUGUGUUACAGAAAACAGUUAUGAUUGUUCACUUUCCAUGCAGUCUGGGAGUCCAUCUACUUUUGUUCUGCCAAGCAUUUUCCCUGGUAGUUUCUGUCGUAUGUACUGUAUAUACUGUAUAGGCAUUCUUAUUUGGCAAAUAAAUUGCUUUAUUAUUAACCUUU